This is a messenger RNA of Mycena indigotica, 2328 nucleotides long. RefSeq names its product DUF2235 domain-containing protein. The record is from RefSeq and is a predicted model, not a curated record. NCBI's taxonomy places the organism in Eukaryota, Fungi, Basidiomycota, Agaricomycetes, Agaricales, Mycenaceae. Bases 1 to 2328 code for a protein of 775 amino acids. The transcript is spliced from 7 exons.
AUGUUUGGGAAGGACGGAGGGUCUGGGAAAGUGACCAGCGACUUACCGGCGCCGGAAAAGAGGCGAACAGUCGACGCCGCUGCCAGUCUCGUGCCUGACAGGGCGAAUCUUCCCGGCCGGCCACUGUCACGUCCAUACGCACGCGUCAUCCCUUCCAAUGGUGUGUGUCGCGUCGGAGCCCAAGAGAGCGGGCACCCAGCGCCGGACCCGCCGGCGCCAGUUUUGCAGCGGGUGAUGGUGCAGAGCCAAGCUUCGCUGGCACGCGUCACACCACGUCACCCAUCGGUGAUCACUGAUUCGCGGAUAAACCGCAUCAUCGUCGAUGUCACGGACGGUGACGCGCCUGUCCCGAACUUCCAUCAUCCCGCGACGCGCGAACAACGCGCUUGUCAAUACCGCCGGCGGUCCGUGUCCUUGUCCGAAUGCGGGACAAGGGCGCAGAAGAAGCCACCUCGCAAACGACUGGACACGAAACGAGCGGGGAGAGCGGCGAUUGGAGGACGCGGCGACCGGGUGGAGAAGAGAAGAGAAGAGAUUGGGCAGGCUUCCAGGCUUAAUCAGGCUUGGAGGUCACGCGCGCUGGGCGGCGCUAAUGCUGGGCAGCCGCUAUACAUAUGGCCUCCGCCAAUCCGGGCGGUGCCUUUCCUCCUACCUUCCCCCACGCCCCUGCUAUCCAUGGACCAACCAACACACGAGCGCAGCGCGACGGAGGCAACGAUUGUGGGGACGCCCGCCGGGUCCGUCAUCGGGACCAGCCUCCCGGCGACCAAGCCGUCCGCCAUCGACCCUACUCUCCCCACCCAAGUUGUCUCACCACCGCCAACUGCGGGUCUUCCCUCGACCGGCACCCCGCUGUCCUCCGAGUUCCCCGCCUCUGGGCCCACCCCCAGGGUCAUCCCGCCCUCGCACCCCUUCCGGACGCUCGUGCUCUGCUUCGACGGCACAGGCGACCAGUUCGACUCCGACAACUCGAAUAUCGUGCAGCUCUUCUCCAUGCUGCCCAAGGCGGACCGCUCGCAGCAGAUGGUCUACUACCAGGCGGGCAUCGGCACGUAUACCACGCCCGAGAUCGCCGACCCCAUGUGGAGCCGUGUAAACAAGUUCGUCGACGAGGCGAUUGCGUGGAACCUCGAUGCGCAUGUAAUGGGGGGAUACGAGUUCCUCAUGCAGAACUACACCGCGGGCGAUCGCAUUUGCAUCUUUGGGUUUUCCCGCGGAGCAUACAUUGCCCGGAGUCUUGCGGGAAUGCUGCACAAAGUCGGUCUACUGCCUGCUUCGAACCACCAGCAGAUCCCCUUCGCGUACAAGAUGUUCACGCGCACGGACGAGGUCGGGUGGAAGCAGUCGAAUGCAUUCAAGAAGGCCUUCUCGAACGAUGUCGACAUUGAGUUCCUCGGCGUUUGGGACACCGUCAAUUCUGUGGGCCUGAUUCCCCGUCGACUGCCGUUCACAACGUCCAACACGAUUGUGCGCACUUUCCGGCACGCGAUGGCGCUCGACGAGCGGCGCGUCAAGUUCAAGGUCAACCUUUGGAACCGUCCUAAAGCGGACGAGCAGAACCUCGGGAUCAGCCCCAGCGAUCUUGCGCCGGCUGCGGGCGCAGCCAACGGUAGCGGCAGUAACGGUAGCAGCCAUCCGAGCCGCAAGCCGACGAAGAAGAUGUCGCAUAAGAUGCUCGAGCACAAGUAUGCGCGCGACCGCUCGCUGCCGACCGACAUCGAGGAGGUCUGGUUCGCCGGGUGCCACUGCGACAUCGGCGGCGGUUCUGUCUCGAACGAGACGACCCACAACCUCGCGCGGAUCCCGCUGCGGUGGAUGAUCCGGGAGUGCUUCAAGACGGACAGCGGUAUCAUGUUCGACACGGAGGGACUGCGCAGCAUCGGGCUUGACCCCGACUCGCUCUACCCGUUCGUCAAGCCGCGCCCGCCGCCUUUAUCCCUCCCCGCGGACGCACGUGUCCUCGAUGUACGCACCGCCGCACUCCCCGCCCACGAGGCCAUCCUCCAGGACGCCUCCCUCUCUAAGUCAGAGGAAGAGCACGACCUCGUCGACGCGCUCACGCCCGUCUACGACCAGCUGUCCUUGGCCUGGUUCUGGUGGAUCCUCGAGCUCCUCCCGCUGCGCCAGCGCUACCAGCGCGGGGACAACAACUGGGUCACGUUCUUUGGGUUCAACUGGGGCCGCCCGCGCUUCAUCCCAAAGCAGAAGGCGUGGGGCGUCAAGGUGCACCGCAGCGUCAAGACGCGCAUGGAGGCGGAGGGGGUUAGGGGAGAGCGCUACAAGCCGCGCGCGGAGGUGAACUGGGAGAGAACUACGUGGGUGGAUUGA